AUGUCUUCAUACCAAUUGGUGUUUGGAAAAGCUUGUCACCUACCAGUGGAACUUGAAUAUAGAGCAUUUUGGGCUCUAAAGAUGUUGAACUUUGAUAGUCAAGCUACUGGGGAAAGAAGGCUACUACAACUCAAUAAGCUGGAAGAAUUCAGAAAUCAAGCUUAUGAGAAUGCUAAGAUUUACAAGGAAAAGACAAAGAAAUGGCAUGAUCAAAAGCUAGCAAGAAGAGAGUUUGUAGAAGGCCAAAAAGUGCUACUAUACAACUCAAGGCUCAAGUUUUUCCCAGGAAAACUUAAGUCAAGAUGGUCUGACCCCUUUACAAUCCUCAAGGUGUCUCCUUAUGGUCAUGUAGAGCUUAUGGAGGAUAAAACACAGAGGAUUUUCACUGUCAAUGGCCACAGGCUCAAGCACUACUUGGGAGACUCAUUGGAUAAGCAGAGAGUGAGCUAUAACCUCAACUGA
Arachis ipaensis is the source of this 462-nucleotide messenger RNA. RefSeq lists its product as uncharacterized. The record is from RefSeq and is a predicted model, not a curated record. Lineage: Eukaryota; Viridiplantae; Streptophyta; Magnoliopsida; Fabales; Fabaceae.